UAAGCAUGUGCAAGUUAUCACGUAAAAUUGUUUUUCUUGUUUUGUUAUUUGGUGGGUGUGAUCAAAUAAUUACAAAAAUUCAAAAAAAUGACCAAAACAUUCAAUUGAAAUUGUAUACCAGUAAUAAUUCUGACCCAUAUCAAAUUAAUAUCGGAAACAUAGCCAAUGUUACAAUAGAUCCGGCUAGUAGUUUAGAAAUAUUAAUUCAUGGAUGGCGAGAAACUUCAAAUGACCCUUGGAUUAUAUUAAUGAAAGAUACUUUACUAGAAAAUGGAUCAAAAAAUGUAUUGACAGUAGAUUGGAAAUGGUUGGCCGGUAAAAAAAUUACAAACAUUAUUUGGGAAAAAUUAAACAAUGAAGGUAUACUCUCAACUAAUGAAUGCAAUAUACUGGCAGACGGUGUAAGCGAUGAAAUAUGGAGUAUACUGCCACGUCAAAUUUAUAAAAAUUCGGCUGAAAACAUUCCUAUCGUUGGAAAAUAUGUUGGAGAAUUAUUAAUAUCCUUAGCUGAAGCAAAAAAUAUAAACAUAGAAGAUAUAAGAAUAAGAGGAUUUUCAUUGGGUGCACAUGUAGCAGGAUCAAUAGGUAAAACAAUUAAGUCCAAAACGGGUAAAAAAAUUGGACGUAUAACUGGAAUGGAUCCAGCAGGACCAUUAUUUAGAAAUGUCUCAGCUGCAAACCGCUUAGAUAAAGAUGACGCAAUGUUUACUGAUGUUAUUCAUACUAAUGGAAGGUUAUUUGGACUAUAUAACCCAAUCGGCCAUGUUAAUUUUUAUCCAAAUGGAGGAUGUAUUCAGAUGUGUAAGUUUGAUGAGACCGAAUUUGCAGGUUGUUCUCACGCAUUAGCUUUUAAAUACUUUACUGAGUCUAUAAAGUCUAACAAAUUUAUUUCCACACUUUGUGAUUCAUAUGAGAAUUUUAGCCGAGGAAAUUGUAAUCAUGGACAGAAAGUUGCAAUGGGUUAUCAGUUGAAAGGAAAUGUUACAAGUGGAAAAUAUUAUCUUUAUACAAAUACAUAUCCUCCAUAUGCAAGAGGAGAGGAAACCUAAUCAUUAUUUACACGGAAUGUUCAGUAACUAAUU
This is a messenger RNA of Chrysoperla carnea, 1082 nucleotides long. Its product is annotated as hepatic triacylglycerol lipase-like. Gene Ontology annotation, biological process: lipid metabolic process. Gene Ontology annotation, molecular function: lipase activity. Bases 6 to 1049 code for a protein of 347 amino acids. NCBI's taxonomy places the organism in Eukaryota, Metazoa, Arthropoda, Insecta, Neuroptera, Chrysopidae. The record is from RefSeq and is a predicted model, not a curated record. The transcript has 3 exons.